AUGUGCAAACAGGUAGCUAUCCGCUAUAAGGGGUGCAAUUGUGUCAUAGUUAAUCGCCGGAAAUGCGCCAUUGCCAAGCAGCAGACAUUCGAGGCCGGACACAGCAUCUGGUGCAAAGGCGGCGUGCGGAAUCUCGAGGAGUUUGCUAGGUGCGAGAGAUGCCGGACAUACGCCGCAGAGCAGAAGCAGAAGUUCAGAAAGAAGGUCAGGGUCAAACCUACCACCCAGUGCUUUUGCAUAUAG
Pseudogymnoascus verrucosus is the source of this 243-nucleotide messenger RNA. RefSeq lists its product as uncharacterized. The record is from RefSeq and is a predicted model, not a curated record. NCBI's taxonomy places the organism in Eukaryota, Fungi, Ascomycota, Leotiomycetes, Thelebolales, Thelebolaceae. The coding region runs from base 1 to 243 and encodes 80 amino acids. The transcript has 2 exons.